UCAUGCUGCUGCCAAGUCCAGAGUCUGUCAUGGGUCCCUGUACGGCCUCCCAUUGCUGCUGUCUCCAUCGCCACACUCUGCCAUGUGCCACUUUCAGGUCUCCUCACACUGCUGGUGUGUUCCAUUUUUUGUCAUAGGGUGCUGGCAGAUUACGGGCCUCCCAUAGCUGCUGCCAGGCCCCUAAUCUGCCAUGGGCCCCUAUACCGCCUCCUCAUGCUGCUGCCAGGUCCAGAGUCUCUCAUGGGUCCCUGUACGGCCUCCCAUUGCUGCUGUCUCCAUCGCCACACUCUGCCAUGUGCCACUUUCAGGUCUCCUCACACUGCUGGUGGGUUCCAUUUUUUG
Messenger RNA from Staurois parvus, 342 nucleotides. The record is from the annotation of a GenBank genome assembly. NCBI's taxonomy places the organism in Eukaryota, Metazoa, Chordata, Amphibia, Anura, Ranidae.